GGGGAUACUCCUCCCUUGCACCCAGCCUGUGACAGUCUCGCCAGGCCCAGGGCCUGAGGCAGCAGCCCCAGUGGUUAGCCGCAGGGCAGGGCCGGGAGGGCUCCUGGCAGGGACUCUGUUGCGGCCCCCCAACAGACAGGUGCUGGGGCGCAGCGCUGAGCCCAGAGGGGGGCACGGGGCGAGUCUGGGGGGGCCUCACCUGUAAAGCCAUUUCCUGUAACACCCGUGAUGCGGAGGAGAGUGAACAGGAAGCAAAGCCAGAGUGCAGUGGGACAAAGCCCAGAACAAGACACUGCAAGGAGUAACUGGAGCUCCUGAGAUUCUUCCAGGACCUGCAGCAUUUCAAAGCCCCCUAGUCCCAGCCCAGGGGGAGACCAUCAGCAGCACUCCAUAUAGCAUUCAUUUGACUUGCACUGAAUCCGCUCAGAACUAUUCAUGGCCCAAGAAUUACAGUGGGGGCUGGGUUUGGAUGCUUCUGUUAGAUCGGGCUCUGCAGCCCAGCAUGAAAGUAGCCCGUACUCACUGAACAGCAAUGAUCCAGAUUUGGUGUGAGCUGUGUGUCCUGCCCUCCAGUAGUAGCCGGGUCACAGUGUCCUUUCUGGCUGCUUUGCCCAUGCAUGUUCCAGAUGACCUUUCCACCACACCUACCCUCCAGUGCAGCACAUGCAUGAAACGGCCAGUGACCCUGCUAAGUAAAGCCUCUUCCAUGUGCUUCCCUGGCUCUCCUGCGCAGGCUCGCCGUCCGUGUCCUGCAGCUGACAGGCAGUGGGGCAGGAGGGAUGCAUGGUGCUGAGGAAUUCCCUCCCUGCCUUGUCUUCUCUCCCUAGCCAGGCAGGGUUGGUAUAAUUGUUGGAGCUGUCGUGCUUACAAUGCCUGUUGUUUCCUUCUCCCAUGGCACUGAUGCAUCCGUGGGGCUUAAAAGGGCUGAUCUGUGUCAGCGGCCUUCUCUCACUCAUCCUGCUCUGGUGCCUGCUGGUCAUGACAGCUGAUGUCCAGAAGAGAUGGCAGCUUUCCAGUCGCUUCCCCAGCUUCCGAGGGAAGCUGCCCCGAAGGCCUCGCUUUGGGGCCAUCGAAUCUGCCCAGAGGGGCGUGGACUUUCCAUCUCUGUUCACCAGCUCUCACACGCAUCCUCGCUGUGAGCCUGGGCAGCUGCUCCUGAUCCUCGUGACUUCAGCCCCAGGGAAUUCAGAGCCCAGGCAAGUGAUCAGGAGAACCUGGGCUGCCCACGAGGGACAGACAGCAAACCAAUGGCAGUCCGUGUUCUUAGUCGGCCAGUCCGCAGACGUUGGGGUAGCCCACGGCAUCCAGAGAGAGCAGCAGGAGUUUGGGGACAUCCUGAUUGGGAAUUAUCAGGACACCUAUCGGAACCUCACCCUGAAGGUCAUGCAUGGGUUUAAGUGGGUGGCCGAGCGGUGCCGGCCCAGCUACAUUCUAAAGACGGAUGACGACUGCUUCGUCAACACAGACCGGCUGCCAGAGUUCCUGCUGGAGCACAACACUAUUAAGACGGGCCUGUAUGCAGGAUCCCUCUUCUCCCGGGAAAAGCGGCAGGUCAUCAGAGAGCCUUCCAGCAAAUGGUACGUCUCCAGGCAAGACUACCGCCCAGAUGAAUACCCGCCAUACGCCAGCGGCAUCGGCUACAUCCUGUCUCUGGAUGCCGUUGAGCGGAUCCUGUGGGCAGCAGAACAUGUCCACCCCAUCCCAGUGGAAGAUGCCUAUGUGGGCAUCUUGGCUGAGAAGGCUGGGAUCCGGGUGAAAUCCAGUGCGCGCUUUGCCAAGCACAACGUGAGGUGGCGGGUGUGUAACUACCGCUACCUGAUGGUGAUUCAUCACCUGAGCCCACAGGAGCAGGAGGUGGCCAAGGGGAACAUGUUGCAGGCUCGGAGUGCCUGCCAUGAGAGCCUGGAGGUCACCAGGUGGAAGUGAGCCACUGUCUGCCAGGAGGGCUGGUGAGGGACCUGGCAACCUUACGCCUGUAGCACAGUCUGAAGGGGGUUAUACAACCGGUG
Molecule: messenger RNA, 2009 nt
Organism: Malaclemys terrapin pileata
Lineage: Eukaryota; Metazoa; Chordata; Testudines; Emydidae
Product: beta-1,3-galactosyltransferase 5-like
Exons: 2
Coding region: 892-1926 (344 amino acids)
Cellular component (GO): membrane
Molecular function (GO): N-acetyl-beta-D-glucosaminide beta-(1,3)-galactosyltransferase activity
Source: RefSeq, a predicted model, not a curated record